This is a messenger RNA of Odocoileus virginianus texanus, 1888 nucleotides long. Lineage: Eukaryota; Metazoa; Chordata; Mammalia; Artiodactyla; Cervidae. The record is from RefSeq and is a predicted model, not a curated record.
AUGUUGUACGUAUAUACCAGAGGCUGUUACUCUGAAGUGGAGUUAGAAGAGCCUAGAGGCUUUUUUUCGUCUCCAAGAUAUCCACUGGAUUAUAGAGGAAAACUGGAAUGUUCUUGGGUGCUCCGAGUUUCACCAAACAGUAUUGCAAAACUUACGGUUGAGUAUCUGUUACUCCCUGGGUCUCAUAUGUGUCAAGAUUCAGCUCUGAUUAUUUAUGAAGAAAACCACAGUGAGAGAAGGAUGUCAGGUAAAUUAUGUGGAAGAAGGCUUUAUCCAAUGGUUUUCAUGAGCUCUGGACCACUGGUGAGGGUGACAUUUCAUUCCAGUGUGCGAGGUGCUUUUGGCAUAAAUUAUAUUGUCUUUAGAGUCCAAGGUCCAAAGGGCAGUAAAAGCACCCAGUCUCUUCAGAGUUCAAACCAAGAGCAUGUGGCCACCUGUGAGGAUGUUAUUCUGACCAAACCAACAGGGAUCAUACAAUUCCCGAGAUAUUUUCACAGAACCCCUAUGAGCUGCCACUGGAGAUUACUAGCCCCUGUAAAUCAUAUCAUUCGCCUUGAUAUUAUCAACUUCCAGAAGCAACCAGUGCCCUUUGCCUGUCAGGGUCACCUGUGGAUUUAUGAAGGAUUUGGAUCAGGAAAAAAAUUAAUAGGAAAUCUAUGUGAAAGAGAUUCACCUUCAUUAAAAUCUCAUGGUCCUCUUAUGAUGUUGAUUUUCACAUACAAUGCAAGUUUGGCCAUGGAAGAAUUUUCUUUGAGAUAUUCUUUUCAUAUGUCUGCUCAUUUAUGUGGCUCCAAGAAAGAAUUUGUCUGGAUAUCCAGUGGUGCUUACCUAACUGUGAACUUGAAAACUGAUGAGUCUGUGGGAGAAAGAGGUUUUAAACUGAUUUUGGAAGAUAUGACUCAGAAGCCAUCACAGAAAAGCAAUAUUGGGAUCCAACUGCCUAUUAAUGUAGAAAACAAUACCAGAAGACAGCCAGCUCAAGACUCGUGUGGAGUUCCACUUGUUGACCCUCUUCUCACUGAAGGGUUUGAGAGGAAUACAAAUCUCUUGCCUUCAGAGGUUGGGGAGCCAAGGGUGGUUGGUGGCCAUGCAGCCCCUGUGAUGUCAUGGCCCUGGCUGGUCAGUCUGCAGCACCAAGGACGUCACUACUGUGGAGGGGCUCUGAUUGGGAGGCAGUGGGUCCUGACAGCGGCACAUUGUAACUUCAGUACUGUCACAGACUACCUGGUAAUAGGAAGAAGUUACCUGGGGAAUAUAAGAAAUAGUGAUUUGAUACCAGUGAAAGCUGUGUACAUUCACCCCAGCUUCACACAAUUUCCUCCCAAUGAUGAUCUGUCUUUGCUGCAUCUGGAAAAACCUGUUGAACUAGGAGAGUUUGUAUCUAUAAUCUGUUUGCCAGGGAAAGAUGAUAAAAUAAAUUUACUUUCCAAAUGUUUGACUGCUGGAUGGGGAAUAACUGAACCUCAUCAAGAUGAAUUUCCUAAAACUGUGCAGCAGGCAGAGGUACCACUGAUCAGUAGUAUGUCUUGUCGAAGCUACUGGGGACUGGAAAUUAAAGACACUAAUAUAUGUGGAGGGGCUUCCGGAUCAUCCUCCUGUAUGGGAGAUUCUGGAGGACCACUGCAGUGUGGCAAGGGUGGGCAGUACAAGCUCAUCGGUAUUGUGAGCUGGGGCAGCAGUAACUGCCAUCCUGCCGCACCAACAGUCUUCACCAGAAUUUCUGCCUACACAGACUGGAUCACAUCCAUCACUGGAGAAGCAGGAUCACUGGAAGAGCAGCCUGGUGGAACUGUGAUCACAAGUGGGAAAGGAAAUAGAUAACCACAUAUCUGGAAAAUAUGUCUCUUGUCAGCUAAAAAACUCAAUGUCACUUCUCCCAACUUUUGUG